Closterium sp. Yama58-4 is the source of this 2985-nucleotide messenger RNA. NCBI's taxonomy places the organism in Eukaryota, Viridiplantae, Streptophyta, Zygnematophyceae, Desmidiales, Closteriaceae. The record is from the annotation of a GenBank genome assembly.
AUGCUGCGCCUCUCAGCGGAGCGCUACUGGGCAGAGAUGAAACUUUUUGCGUGUGCCCGGGUGAACAUGAUUCGGGUGUGGGCGGGGGCUCUCAUGGAACGCCCUGAGUUUUACGACGCCUGUGAUCGCCUUGGAAUACUAGUGUGGCAGGAGUUUUGGAUAACAGGCGACUGCAAUGGGCGCGGCCUCCCCCCAUCUGACCCCUCGUGGCCGCUGGACCACCGCCUCUUUCUCGCCUGUGCAGAGGACAGCAUCCGCCUGCUGCGCAACCAUGCCAGCCUGGCGCUCUGGGUGGGCGGCAACGAGACCAUGCCUGCUCCCGACCUCAAUGAUUCACUCAAGAGCAUGCUGCGGCUGUAUGAUGGUGCGUGCGGUGGUGUGGGGUGGUGUGGAGUGGGUGGUGUAUGGGGUGGAGUGGGUGGUGUAUGGGGUGGUGUGGGGUGGUGUAUGGGGUGGUGUGGGGUGGUGUGGGGUGGUGUAUGGGGUGUGGGGUGGUGUGAAGUGGUGUAUGGGGUGGUGUAUGGGGUGGUGUGGGGUGGUGUAUGGGGUGGUGUGAGGGUGUAUGGGAUGGUGUGGGGUGGUGUAUGGGAUGGUGUGGGGUGGUGUGAGGUGGUGUAUGGGGUGAUCGGGGGUGGCUCUCUGGCUGACGAACCCUCCUUCCCCAUCCGCCCCUCCUUUCCAGCCACGUCUGACCCAGACCCUUCGCUGCUGCUGGACGGCACAAGGGCGUACAUAGAGGGAUCCCUAUGGGGCGGCUUUGCUGACAGCAAGGGCGGCUGGACGGACGGGCCUUACGGUAUUCAAAACCCCGAAGAUUUCUUCUGCCCGGAUUACUACCCGUACGCGUUUAACCCUGAGAUCGGUUCCGUUGGGGUGCCCGAGGCCGAAAGUCUGCGCGAGUUUUUUCCCGAGAGUGAUUGGAGCCCCCCGGUGUUUGGGAGGGCGUGGGAGGAGUGUGGAGGGGAGUGUGUGGAGGAGGAGAGUGACGGGUGGAAGGUGCAUACGUACAUACCGUACAGCAUGGUGGGCGCGGAGCCAAAGGGAGGGGGCGAGAUGGCCAACUACCUGCAGUACCGGUCGCUCUUUGAGGCAUGGGGUGCGCGCAUGUGGGAGCGCUACACGGGGGUGCUGCUGUGGAAGGGGCAGAACCCCUGGGGGGGGCUGCGCGGGCAGCUGUACGACCACCUGCUGGCGCCCACUGGCGGGCUGUACGGCGUGCGCUGCGCCCUGGAACCAGUUCACGUGCAGCUGGACUUACACUCGGGGAAAGUGCAGUUACAAAAUCGAACUCAAAGUCGGGCACUGGAGGGCCUGCGCGGGCAGCUGUAUGACCACCUGCUGGCGCCCACUGGUGGGCUGUACGGCGUGCGCUGUGCCCUGAAGGCCUUUUACGUGCAGCUGGACUUACACUCGGGGCGAGUGCAGGAGCCCGUUUACGUGCACCUGGAUGACACCCGGACCUUCCCGUCCAUCUCCCUCUGCUCCGUCCCUUCCCCAGUCUACGCCCAUCAGGUGGUCAAAACCACACCCUGCACUCUCUCCUCCCUCUCACACCCGUCAUUCACUGCACACACACUACCCUCAUCGCACUGCUUUCCCCCUCUCCCCCGUCCCUUCCCCCUCUCCCCCGUCCCUUCCCCCUCUCCCCCGUCCCUUCCCCCUCCCCCCUCCCCCGUCCCUUCCCCCUCUCCCCCGUCCCUUCCCCCUCUCCCCCGUCCCUUCCCCCUCUCCCCCUCCUGCGCCCAUCAGGUGGUCAACACCACAGCCCGUGCUCUCUCCUCUCUCGCUGUGGAAGCUUCCAUCCACCUUCCCACCGCCCUCGUCACUCGCGUUGGCCCUCGUCACUCGCUUGCCCGGGAUUCCGUGCUUCCCCUCGUCAUGCGUUUCCCUUCGUCGCGCGCGUUUCCGCUCGUCGCGCACGCACCUUCUCGUCACACGCGCUUCCGCUCGAUGCGCGCUCUCCUCCCCUUGUCACGCGCGUUUCCCCUCGUGACGCGCACUCCUUCCCUCGUCACCAGCUCAAUCAUUCAAUCGCAAUCUAUUGUCCUUUUCCUCACCUGCUUCCCCCCUCCCUCCUCCCUGCUUCCCCUCCCCCUCCUCCCUGCUUCCCCCCUCCCUCCUCCCUGCUUCCCCCCUCCCUGGGCCCUGCUUCCCCCCUCCAUCCCCCCUGCUUCCCCCCUCCUCCCCCUGCUCCCUCCGCCCUGCUGGCCCCCUCCCUGGGCCCUGCUUCCCCCCUCCCUCCGCCCUGCUUCGCCCCUACCUCCGCCCUGCUUUCCCCCUCUCUCCGCCCUGCUUCCCCCCUCCAUCCCCCCUGCUUCCCCCCUCCCUAGGCCCUGCUGCCCCCCUCCCUCCGCCCUCCUUCCCCCUCCCUCCGCCCUCCUUCCCCCCUCCUUCUGUCAUGCUCCCCUCAUCCCUCCGCCUUGCUUCCCCCCUCCCUCCACCCUUCUUCCCCCCUCCCUCCGCCCUGCUUCCCCCUCCCUAUACCCUGCUUCCCCCCUCCCUCCGCCCUGCUUCCCCCCCUCCCUCCGCCCUGCUUCCCCCCUCCCACCGCCCUGCUUCCCCCCUCCCUGCGCCUUGCUUCCCCCCUCCCUGCUUCCCCCCUCCCUCCCCCUGCUUCCCCCCGUCCUCCGCCCUGCUUUCCCCCCCCCCUGCGCCCUGCUUCCCCCCUCCCUCCGCCCUGCUUCCCCCCUCCCUCCGCCCUGCUUCCCCCCUCCCUCCGCCCUGCUUCCCCCCUCCCUCCGCCCUAUUUCCCCCCACCCUCAUAGAGGUGAGCGUCACGCACCAGGUGCCUUCUCGUCACGCGCGCUUUCUGCUCGUCGCGCGAUCUCCUCCCCUCGCCACGCGCGUUUCCCCUCCGCCACUCCAAUUGAGAAGCGUUUGUCCUUAUCGCCAACCCCUACCCACGUCGCCAUCAACACCAUCGUGUGUAGCAACUCCCCCAUACGCCCUCGCUCCUUCCAGCCGCAGCAACUCCUUCCAUACUGA